Molecule: messenger RNA, 728 nt
Organism: Cucurbita pepo subsp. pepo (vegetable marrow)
Lineage: Eukaryota; Viridiplantae; Streptophyta; Magnoliopsida; Cucurbitales; Cucurbitaceae
Source: RefSeq, a predicted model, not a curated record
UUCAUUGAUCAUUAUCUUCUCAUCAUCCAAUCACAUCUUCGUUACACAAAAACAGAGCAAAAACCAGAGACAAAUGCUGAACCAACAUUUCAGCCACCGCCACCCACUUGCCGCCGCGACCGUGGCGGAGGACGACGGAGCCAUCUGCUCAGGCUGCGAGCUACGGCUUUCCGGCGACGCCUACAAGUGCAUAAAGCCCAAAUGCGAAUUCCACCUCCACGACCUCUGUUUCUCCCUCCCGCCAGAGAUCCACCACCCCUCUCACCCAAAACACCCCCUCAUUCUCGCCGGAUCUCCGCCGUACGCCGGCGGAGAGUUCGCCUGUGAUGCGUGCGGCGAUUUGGGCUCCGGCUUCAUCUACCGGUGCCCUCGAUGCCAGUUCGACCUCCACAUCCACUGCGCCGCUUUGCCGGAGACCGUGAUCGGAAAAAACCACGGCCACCCGCUCCGCCUUGUGUUCCAUUAUAAGGGGAAGGGGUUUUGCUGCGGCGUUUGUGAGGGUGGGUUAGGAAAUGGGUGUUGGGUUUAUUGUUGUGGGGAUUGUGAUUUUGGGGUUCAUGUUGAUUGCUUUGUGGGUGAAGAUGAAGAUGAAGAUGAAGAAAUUGAAUGAUUUCGAUGAAUUUCAUGAUCUCUUUCCAAUGUUCUUGGAAUUUUCAUAUGUUUUUGUCCAUUCAAUUUGAAUGUAAUUUCAUAGUUUAGAAUGAAAUUAUUAAAUUCUUAAUUGUUAA